UAGGGGCGGGAUUCAGUGGCCAAGAGUGCAGUGCGAUGGUAGGGCGAGGGGGCUGUUUGGAGAGGGGUGUCGAUGACCAGUCAGGACACAAACGUGGCUAUCAAGUAACAGGAUACACUUUGUAUAGAGAGAGAGGGAAAGGUUACUUCACCCUUUCUUGAUAGAGCUAGCACAGAGGCUCACCGCACACACCAUGUACCUGAACGUGAAUCUUACGCCGCCACCCCCCGCGGCGGCCGAGGGCUCCUGCACCACUCCCAAGACGCCGGAGAUCCUCAACUCCCUCAUCAACCUGACUAGUCCACCCCUCCCCCACUCCUACUCCCAAUACCAAUGCGAGCUGGAUAGCGGGGCGCUCCAGAGCCCCGUCAGUGACUUGAGCAGCCCCGGAGACGAAUUCGGCAGCAUCGGCAGGAAACAAGGCGAUAUGCGACACCUGGCGGAGGCGAUGGGCAGCUGUGGAGAAGGUGGCCUGGUGGGCGGGUCCCCCGGCACCUCAGGUAUGGGCGGCCCCCUGGCUGGGGCCUCGCCUCCCUCCACCCCCGAUCUGCCCUCGCCUGUCAACACUGUGGAAGCCACCAAGUCAGCCCUCAUCAAGGAAGGCCUCAAGUUGCAGAUCCGCAGCAAACUUCAGGCAGCCGGCGUCGACACUCCUGAGUCCCUCCUCGACGAAACCAAAAUCUUCAAAGACGUAAGCAAUGAUCUGACGGAGGAGGACGAGGAGCGGCGACGACGGCGGCGUGAGCGCAAUAAGGUUGCCGCCACGAAGUGCAGGAACAAGAAGAAGGAGAAGACGAAUUUCCUCAUGGUGGAAUCCGAGAAUGUAGAGGAUGUCAACUUGAGGCUAAAGUCAGAGAUUCAACGGUUAACCUCAGAGAAAAUGAAGUUGGAGAAGCUUCUCGGUGAUCCCAACCACCGGGCCCACUGCCGCCAUACUGGCCGCUGCGCCAAGACACAGACCAGGCCGCCACUUGUCAUAGUUACGCCAGCAGAAUCACCUGGCGCCACCACCUCCAGCUCUUGCUCUUCCUCCUCUGCCUCCUCCACCACAUCCUCCUCUUCCUUGGAGAGCCCCACCUCCCCUCCGCUCCCUUGUUCCUCAAGCUAUGAGCCCCCUACCACAGUAGUCCCACAUGUCACCUCCCAAUCCCAGAGCCCCCUGUCCAUGACAACUCUGCCGCCUGGCACCACUACCACUUCAUCUGACUCUGUUUCCUGUGCCUCAUCAACCUCAUCUCAAUUUCUGGCACCGAAAUACAGCCCGACGCAAGUCAUUAACCAGAGGCACCAUCCCUACCAGUUCCCUGGACGGUCCCAUCAGUCCUCAGGUGUCGGAGGGGAGAAGCAAGGGUAUGGAAGUCCGGCCUCAACCCCUGACUGCCAGACCAAGCCUAAUUACAAUUAUACUUGCUUGGGAGUGCCCCAGACCCACGAGUUUGUCCCGCCCACACUGCCGUCCCAGAAACCAAUGUACACUGCGCCCAAGUCACGUAGUGGCGGUCUAGUAAGGUACAACCCGUACAGCACGCGGCCGCCUCCUGUCACCUCACCCCUGGCCACUCACACACACCCUCAACCAAGAACAGUGGUGGCGUGUGGGGACUCGUAUGUCCAGGCAAACAAUAAUACUGGUUGUGGGCGUGAGGACCAGCAGGUGUAUGUCACAGACAUGCACACAAAUCAGUUUUUCCCGCCAUGUUCCUAUAGUAAUAUGUGACCCUCAGCCAUGUGGGUGUGAGUGUUGCACGUGUGCUAUUCGGGUUGUUGCCUUCCAGGUGGUGCUGUAUAUAGUUCAAUGGACAUUGCUCCAUACACUUCUUUUUUUUUUUUUUUUUCCCUCUCCCUGCAAGGGCCAGCCAAGCUGUGAGUUGCACUGGGACUCCUGCACAAGUUUUCUUUUUGGCCUCAUAUAUUUGGCCAGGUUUAGAAAAGUUUGCUUGCAUUGUAAUUUUGCUGAUGGGCAAGUUUUGUUGUUGCAUGUUGUUUUAUGAUAUAGCCCUCAGACUUUCUGAUGGUUUGCAGACAUUUAGCCAAGAGGCAGGAUUGUGCCUUUUUGUGACUACUGUGUUGUUGUUGCUGUUACUGCUAGUGCCGGGUUGAUUUUGGUGUUAGUGUGCGUGUGAGUGAGUGCUCCGGAGCCGGUCACUAGGGAUUAGCACCUCUCGCUGGACAUUCUUUAUAUUGGCCAAUGUUCUUUGUGCUAUUUGAUCCAUACAUAUAUAUAUAUUUUUAUUAACUAUAUUUUUCAUAAAAGAAAUGUUGGCAAAUAUGACACGAUGCUGAAUGAUUUAGGUACAAACUCCACAACAUUCCUCUCUCCCUGUAUAAUGGUGAAGGACGAGUUACACCCAGCCACCAGGAGCUCCAGGCUGACCUCCACCAGCAGAGCUGUGACGAGCCUUGGCCUGUGCAGUGUCCUGAAGGCCUGCCAUGAUAAGCAGCUGCAGUAUUCUCCUCCACAGAAUGCUGAAUGUGGUGAUUCACUGUCACUUUCAGUGUCCCUCCAGCUGUUGUAAUACUUGAGUGUUGUUCCGCCUCCCAGAGGCGACACUUACUGAAGACUGUAACCGUCACAGACAAUGUCAGUGCCAUGUUUGUGUGUAUCGCACCCUUCGUGUUUUGUGAAGGUGUCUGUAUACCCAGUAUUGUCAUCCUUGAGUAUUCCCCGUCACUAUGUGUUGUCCAUCACUUUCCCAGGCCUAGUGCUUGGGGAGCCCCAGUGCCCACCUGAUGCCACUAGUGAUGCCAGAGCUUGGGCUGCCUGGACACAGGUGUCCACUGCCCAUCACCCACUCCCACUAUUGUCAGCUCCCUGUUCCAGACAGCUGGCUGUUGAAGGAACUUGUCCUUUGUCAAUGGUGUUUUAUGUGUAAUGCUUUCCAGCACAUGGUCACAUUGUCUUUUUGACAUCUGAAUUUGACUGCAGGUUUCCUGCCUAACUGAAGUAUUUGGCUCAAAUGCCUUAUGGUGCUAUACUGAAUAUGAACAUAUGAGUGAGGUCUGUGGUUCUAUUCAGACUUGACUGUUACAUAGUGUGAUACUUGACUGUGUAGAAAUUCAUCCAUUGUGACUUGAACCAGUCUCUGAGACAAUCUUUAUCUCUUUCAUCUCAUACAUACAUCCCAAACCCUUUUUUAUACCUGUUCCUUUGAUCACACCUGUGCCUUUCCAAGACUUCCCCAUCCACAAGCCUUACCUUCCCAACCCUGACCCACCUGGCCCAGUUUGGGGAGGGAAGAGAAGGAGAGUCUGCAGAACAUGGUGGUGGUGGUGGAGGUGGUUGUUCUGCUGCAUGGCCACCACAACCUACCAUCCAACUGUCUGCACCACUCAAAGCAGCCGUCCAGCUCUACUGGCAGCCGCCAUACAUGGUCAUCUAUGUCUGAAAACAAAUGAUACUUGCAAGUUUCCUUCAUAAACUAGGAGCGAGAAGGACGGCCGCGGUGGGUGAGGCGAGGCGCAGUCCCCCAUCACCCACCCACACAGGGUGGCGCCACACUUCGCUGCCCCCACACCACCGCCACACUCGAACACACGCAACACGACUCUGAAACGAACACGCUACGAAAAACGACAUCGCUGACCCGGCGCCCCUCCACCGACGAGGUCUCUGUUUCUGCCGUGACGCUCGCAUUACACGGUGAGGGGCGCCCGAGGUCGGGGUGACUCUGCAUAGAGCCCUUGGAGGGAGGGAGAUCUAUUCUUUAGCUUCCGUCCGUUGUGGUAUUACCUGCCGCCUCGUAGCCUCACGGUGACAAGCUUUAACGAUAGAGGUGACCUUUGAGCUAAUCAAUGCAUUCUGACUGCAGUAACGUAACACUAGGUAGGGUUACCAGCAGGAGUGUAACAUUUGGUAAUACGAUAAUAACAACUGUGAUGGUAGUUGACAGUCUCUUUCUCUCUCUCUCUCUCUCUCUCUCUCUCUCUCUCUCUCUCUCUCUCUCUCUCUCUCUCUCUCUCUCUCUCUCUCUCUCUCUCUCUCUCUCUCUCUCUCUCUCCACGGUCUCUAACGAUGACGACCCACUGAUCACAACUUCGACACGUCUUCCGCCUGUGGUUCUCGCAGGGCGCACCGACACUUAUUUUCCCCGAUGAACUUCUAAUCAGAACACACAAUGCAUAAUAAUAUUGGCGAUCAUACAUACACGGUGAACAUAAUGUACAUUUAAAAGACAUAUAGAGUAUAUAUAUAAAUCUCUCUACAUAUAUAUAUCACAUACAUUUAUGAUUAACAGCUAUCAUAACUUCAGUAUUUUUAUAAAGCUGUUCUAAUUAGGCCAAAGCACAGAAAUAAACUCUGCACAAUUCG
Messenger RNA from Scylla paramamosain (green mud crab), 4309 nucleotides. Its product is annotated as protein c-Fos-like. The record is from RefSeq and is a predicted model, not a curated record. Gene Ontology annotation, biological process: regulation of transcription by RNA polymerase II. Gene Ontology annotation, cellular component: nucleus. Bases 194 to 1717 code for a protein of 507 amino acids. The transcript has 6 exons. NCBI's taxonomy places the organism in Eukaryota, Metazoa, Arthropoda, Malacostraca, Decapoda, Portunidae. Gene Ontology annotation, molecular function: RNA polymerase II cis-regulatory region sequence-specific DNA binding; DNA-binding transcription factor activity, RNA polymerase II-specific.